Coccidioides immitis RS is the source of this 2507-nucleotide messenger RNA. RefSeq lists its product as uncharacterized. The transcript is spliced from 4 exons. Lineage: Eukaryota; Fungi; Ascomycota; Eurotiomycetes; Onygenales; Onygenaceae. The coding region runs from base 112 to 2100 and encodes 662 amino acids. The record is from RefSeq and is a predicted model, not a curated record.
GACAUGUUAUGUUCACGUGUUUCUUAUUGGAAGAGCUGAUUUAUUCCUAUGCGGUGAGAACCCUCCUGGCUUUAAUGUAUAUGAUUAUACAUACAUACCCUGGCGCAAUCAAUGCAGCGAGAAAUGAUUGCUCGCUACAGCCGAUCACCUCUGCAGAGAGGACAGCUAUCUGCGUCGAGGAUGCUCUACCGAAGACCCUUGCAGGUAUCAUGGCGCUGUCCUAUCAGUACAAUAACGGGACCCCGAAGGAACCGGCCGGUAGCGCACCAUCACUACUUUUACCGACUCAAUUUACAUGUCCAACGCCAACAUAUUUCCUCAAAAGCCGAAGGCUGUAAAAGCGGCAACACUGAUGAGGCUUCUGAACUUCCAGACGAACAACAGAUCUUCGUCACAUACAAACCUCUUCUUGAGAAGAAAAGUAAGGGAAAACUUAUAAAGGGUGUUUCUCUUAGAAAUAUUGUCAUCAGUCACAAACGGGCUGCAGAGUCCCUGGUUGAAAGACUCGGAAUUGAUACGAUUGUUAAGACCCUAAAAUCUCUUGUGCAGAAGGGCGUGUUUCAUUCCGAGUCAAAAGCCAAAGAACAAUUCCCAACUUUGUUUGAGACUUCAUCCACGCAAGCUGCAGAGCAUCCUCAAUCGGAGGAAAACACGCUCGAGCCGGGGAGUGAAAUCCUUGAGCAAGUGAGCCUUUUAGAUCAAGAAACCCCGCAAAAAGACGAGGUUCAACCCGCCGGUGAAGUGGAUAUUGCCGAAGAGACAAAAACCCGAAAUUCUACUCCGCGUAAGCCGUUAGCGACGACUAAUUACGGUGCCUUGGAUGCGCAGUGCUCUGGGACCAAUAUUCCGGGGACGAAAGUUCGCUCGUUGUUCCCGCCAUACAUCCCGUACAAGGUCCAGCACACCAUUCUUUCGAAAAUUCAAACUUUACUGGAAAAGAGUUGCUAUGAAUUCACUUCAAAGUGGGCACCUGCACUGGCCUCCGAGAGAGGAUGGGAUUGUCCUGAGGCUAUCGAAUUGAAUAGGUGGACGGGAAACAUGUAUUAUCGACUCAAAAAUCUGCCGGACGGUGCUCUGGACAAUAGGUAUAACUCGGACAUAUCCUCUGUGUUCGCCUCCUUGUGUGGACUUCGACAUGCCGCCGUGCACCGGCUACAUGUUAGUGUCAGGGGAUUAGAUGACAUGAUCCACAAUGCUAUAAUUUUCACCGGCAUGAUUCGGGACACUACCAGGGAGUGUCAGUUGAACGAGCUGCAUCUCGAACUUAAGAGGAUCACGCGAUCGCAAGAGUUACACUUGCAUUUCCUCGAAAGCCGAUUAAAGGAUGAAUUCACCAAGAUACGAGAAUUAAGAGAGGAACUGAAUAGGAGGGAGCAAAGAGCUUUAGACGCCAUGCUAAGAGAAAAUAACGAGAAUCGAUUUCUAGUUGGAGAGUUGUUAGAAGAAUCCUUUGGCAAAGUUUUCAACAGUGGCCUCGAAGAUGAGAAGCUGGAAUUCGACGCGAGCAGUACGAAACAGAGACUGCCAGAAUUGGGAAACAAUGAUGAAAAUGAGGUCAUUAUGUCGCAAGCGAAAAAGGAUGACGGGUUCCUGACUAUGAAGGAUGCAUCCCCUAAUUUACCUAGAACUCAAAUGAAACUAAAAUCCCCACUAUCCGAAGACGAAACCGCAACAUUAGAGGCAGAACUCCCGGAUGAACUGUCAAGAGUUGAUGGAUCGACACCGGACGACCGCUCAGUAAAGCCCGCUGAGAUGUUGCCAGCAUUGGAAGAUUCGGCUAAAAGUUCUCCAGGCAAGAAUGCAGAACUUGAGGACGCAGUGACUGACAGUCAUGCGUCAAAUCCGGCUCCAGAAUUUGAUGGUUCAGAACGACAGGUUAAUGAGGACGAAAAGGAGUCCAAGGAUGCUGAAUCAUUAUUUCAGACAACGGAGCAACGUGAUGGGCAGGAACUUGCACUAGACAAUACCCGGCCUGGGGAACUGGAAGCUGAAAGCGCCGACGUCAAAUCCAACCAAGCUUGCAUGGCCAGCAUCCCCAGUUUCGGAGGUAGUGGGGAUCCCAUCAGCAACAGAAACCAGAACGGUUGCCUCACCGCCUGAAAAGCCAACUGAUGAAAUGGCGACUGGAUCGUCAACUCAGCCCUUGACAGCCAAGGGAAGUGCACAGCAACUGAUCUCCGGUCCUAAAUCCACGUCCCAGAUGAAACAAUGUUAUAUUUUAUGAAAGUUAGCCUUUGAGCGCAAUGCUUAGUAUUAGGACAUACCCCUAUCGAGGUAGUCUUUGGGCAUUAUUCCCCCAGGAGUUUGGGUACGUACAAGGUCAGCACCGAACUGAGCCGGGCUAGGUUCAAGGAAUCUGUAUAAUAAGGGAGGUGAAUAAAGUAUGGGAUCUCUCAUGUUACUUUACUGCUUUACACCUUUUUCCCCUGCAUCAUAUCCUGUAACAUACUAGAUUGGGAUAAUCCCUUGGGCGUUAUUAGAUUUUAUAUUUAUAUUUUUCUUUUCUC